Molecule: messenger RNA, 3715 nt
Organism: Sycon ciliatum
Lineage: Eukaryota; Metazoa; Porifera; Calcarea; Leucosolenida; Sycettidae
Product: dipeptidyl peptidase 4-like
Exons: 16
Coding region: 884-3424 (846 amino acids)
Biological process (GO): proteolysis
Cellular component (GO): plasma membrane
Molecular function (GO): serine-type endopeptidase activity; dipeptidyl-peptidase activity
Source: RefSeq, a predicted model, not a curated record
UGGAGCGGAAGUACGGAAGUCCAUUUGAGAAAGACCCGAGCUCAGCUGGAUGUGAGCCGCUCCGUUCCGCCAGUGUCCCCAACUGGGCCCUAUCCGUCGACUUCGCUUGAUUUGGACGAGGGCUGCUCGAUGUAUUGAACAUACUGUUAAUUUUAUAUUUUGGAGUAAGUAAAAAAAAAAAAGUUAGUUAGUUUCUAGAUGACACUGAUGGACGGACAGCUGUCAAGGGUUUGUGAGGUUUGUGCCGUGCUAGUGCUGAAAGCCUUCGCAUUAGAACACCUCACACCUAGCUGUUGAUGUUGCUGACCGUGUGCACUGCGGGCGCUCAGUGUCAAAAUGCCUCUUUCCUGAACACGCACCACACUGGUCACACGUAAAAUUUCCUCGACCAUUACCUGAGUCUGAGAACUCGAAGCAUCAGUGUUACUGCAGUUUCUGCUUAGUCUACCGUACACCAUCGCUACAAACUCCAAAGAGCAGUGGUGGAGCGUUGCCUAUCCUAGCGACGGCAAGCGUUCAUGAUACUCGCUAACGUGAACAGCACUAGCUACUUUGCGUAGCUACUCGUUCGCCUUGUUGCUGGCAGAAGGCUACCCAGCUCCAAAGUACACAAGUGACAGUAUUGUCACAGCAUGAGAUCAGCUGCGUGGAUUAGUGUCCUCCAAUCUUCCGAAGACAGUAGACCCUGCUGCAUUGUACUAGUACAUGCACACACAGUAGUACUGAAAUACUAGUCCAAGGAACACACUGGCCCAUGUGCUUGUAUGGAGUGACGACCCCGGCAUGGUAGAAGUGUGUAUAUCAGUACCUGUGACGACCCUGGCAUGGUAGAAGUGUGUAUAUCAGUACAUAGCAAAGCAGUCAUUCAUCACCAUCUAACACCAUGUCGUAUGAAGCGGUGGACAAAGGCGAUAUGACGCUGCAUGUCGAUGACAGCCCUCCAAGUGGCGGUCAGCCGCAAGGCAGCAAUGGCCACCGAUCACCGUUCACUGAAGAGAACAAAGACCUACUGCCCGGCGGGAGCGAACGAUCUCAGCUAGAUGUUGCAAAGCGUCGACGGAUUGCCGCUGUUGUCAUCGUCUUGUUUCUGCUGGCACUGAUUGCUGCCGUCGUGGUGUUGGUUCUGUGCUACAAUCGGGGCCACACCGUCCCACCGCCUCCGUCCGACAGCUCAAGCAAGCGCUCCAUGACGUUUGAAGACGUUUUCAACGGAACAUUUGAUAUAGCGUCAUUGCCUAUGACGUGGAUGCCGCAUGCUUCGCAGCUAGUUCAGUACCUACCCAAUGACGGGCUGAUUGUGGCAAUGUCUCCAGAUGGAAAAACGAAGACGACACUGUUGAAGUUUCCAGGUGAUGAUCGUACGCUUGAGGAAUUCUUGCAGUUGGAGUCGAUAUCUCCUGACGAACGCUUUGCUCUGAUGACAGUUGGAGGAAAGACUCAGAUCUUCCGUCACAGUACGUCUGCCAUUUACGUGGUAAUACGACUCGGCAAAGGAAGUCCCGUGACCUCGGAGGAUAUAUUUCAAAUCAAUGAUGGCCUUCCCUUGAGACUUGUCCAAUGGACUGGUUCAGGAUCCCAUCUGCUCUAUAUCCCAGUAGCUAAACCGGAUAUUUAUUAUCAACAUGAUGUUGAGAGAAAUUCUUCAGUAGUGCAGCUAACAACUGAUGGUGAGAAUCAAGUUUUGCUUCACGGCGUAGCAGACUGGCUUUAUGAAGAAGAAGUCUUGCAUAGUGAUCUGGCUAUGUGGCCAUCACCAGCCAGUAGAUAUGUGGCAUACAUCACUUUCAAUGAAUCUGUCGUGGAGUACUUCCACUGGGUCGAUUAUGGUGAUUCUGCUGACGCAUAUGUCAAGGUGGAGAAGUUACGCUACCCAAAGGCUGGGCAUCAAAACCCUAUCAUCUCUUUGAAUGUGAGAAGGUUGGGAGCUCCUGGUACUGUAGCAGGAUCCUCUGUGACGCUGAAUCCACCAGAAAUGGCUACAACUGACUACUAUGUUACAAAUGUUGUGUGGCUGAACCAGACACAUAUCUGUGUUCAGUGGAUGCCUCGGUUGCAAACCGUUGCCUACCUCACUGCCUACGAUGUGUCCAGCAGCAACUCUGGGAGCUUGUCUCCAGUCAUGACUCUGAGACUGCAGGCCGUUGUAGGCUGGGUGGAGAUCUAUCCACAUAAGUCUGUAUUGAACGGCAGGGCUGUCCUGACCAAGAUACCACGGCCAGAGUCUCCACAUUAUGUUCACAUGGCACUGGUGUACAUUACACCUGGUAAUGGCCCUCUCACGCCACACUUUCUCACCAAUGGAGAAUGGGAGGUGUCUAGUAUUGAUGCAGUGGAUACCAAUAGUGAAUAUGUUCUAUUUCAAACCACUGCUAGUGGUCCAGAGUAUCGCCAUAUGUACUACCAAGCACUGACGACAGGCGCUGCCGUAUCCGUGUGUCUCACAUGCACUGAAGAUGACUCUUGUCAGUUCAAUACGUUCAAGGUGAGCAAGGCAGCUGACUACAUGGUGUGGGACUGUCGUGGCCCUGGACUGCCUAGGACUCAGAUAGCUCGUAUCAGUGCUACCGGAGCUGAGGUGUUAAACUACGCUGAAAACUACACAGCGUUUGCCGCAGCGUCCAACAGUCUGGACCUCCCUGACGUUCAGUACCUGAGACUUCCUGUGAACGGAUUGCAUUUGCCGGCCAUGCGGAUCAGUCCAAAUGAUGAGAGUGACACGGAGAAACUGCCGACGCUCAUGUACGGUUACAACGGACCGUUGGCACAGACGGUGACGGCGAAGAAUCCACUCUUGAGCAAUGGUGACUUGGGCCGGUGGCUCAUGUACCUCGUCAGUGAGCACCGCUUUCAGAUAUUCAUUGUUGAUGGUCGUGGAACUCCCUAUUUGGGGGACAGCUUUGGAAAAGCACAGUAUUUGCGAAUCGGUGAAGUCGAGUCAUCCGACCAGAUUUCAGCUGCGCGGCAUAUCAUGAAGAAUUUUGACGCGGAUGCUGAGCGCAUGGCCUUCUGGGGCUGGUCGUAUGGAGGGUUCUUAUCUUCCUACAUUGCUACGCGGCCGGACAAUGUCUUCCAAGUUUGCAUGGCAACCUCGCCUGUUACAGACUGGAGGUACUACGACACCGCCUACACGGAGAGAAUGGAGGGAUUGCCCUCACAGAACGUACACUAUCUGAAUAACAGCAUAGUAAAACGUGCUGAUAGGUUUGGCAAGACCAAGUUUCUUGUCAUACACGGAUCAGGAGAUGACAACGUACAUUUCCAGAACACGGCGCAACUAGCCGCAGCUCUGACACACUUCAAAGUUCAGUUUCGCAUGCAGAUCUAUACUGACAAGGCACACUCGCUGCGCGGACAGAACACAGAGUAUCAUCUGUAUACACUGCUCACAGACUUUCUACUCACCUCGUUCAAAAUGAAUAAAUGAGGUGUGUGAAUAAUACUGACCUGCUUGAAUACACUGCACGUGCACACUCUCUGCUUUAAUUGUGUUUGUUCACUUCGGCCACAGGUUCAGCACCUAGUGCAUACAUUCUAGCAGCCAUGCGCAGCCUGCAAGCAUUGGACGUAUACUGAAUAAUGUGUACCAGCCAUCCGGGCAGCAAAAACACUGGAGAUACACUGUCAUUAUAGAUAUCUGUGUACUGUGAUUAUUCGAUGUGCCUUUCUGCUUGAUGCCUCCGCUGGUGAAUGAAUAUUUUGCAACACCCACCUGAAA